Molecule: messenger RNA, 949 nt
Organism: Chara braunii
Lineage: Eukaryota; Viridiplantae; Streptophyta; Charophyceae; Charales; Characeae
Source: the annotation of a GenBank genome assembly
GUCCCCGUCUACAGCGCCAAGGAGGAAGAGUUGUAACGUUGAGUAGAGAGCUGGAAGACUCGCUAGCUUCCAUGGGACGGAUGGCGAAACAGUUGCUGGAUCAACAAAGGGAGACCGAGGAAGCAAAAAGAGAAGCGGAGGAUAAGAAAAAACAUGAGGAAGAUGAGAGGGCAGCAAAAGAGGAGGCUGCGAGGAUUGAAAUGGAGAGGAAACGUGCGAAGGAAGAAAAUGAGCAAAAGAGGCAAUGGGCGAUAAAGAAGAUCCUUGCACAACAGAGAGAGGAGUAUGAAGAGAGGUUGGCACAGAUCAUGGGCUCAGGGUUGAAAGGAGCGACGAUCGAAAGUAAGAAGAAGAAGAAAAAGGUGGCGCCUGCACUAUCGUCGGGAUCCGGAGAGGAUAAUGAAGGAGAGGAGGAAACUACACCUCUUAAGGAUAAGAUGAAACGCCGUGAGUCGACGGGAGCGACCGCGAAUAGCCCGCCUAUGGAGAAUACACCGAAACAAGAAAAACUCGAUAAUGCCAGAACACCAGGGAGCGCUAGAGCGAGGAAGGGGAGAGGAAGGCCAUCGAGAGCCGACACCCAAGCGGUGAGAAUGGAGAAGGGUCAAGACCCAUGGGAAGGAGUUCCAAUGGGGGACAAAUAUGCUACCGAAGCAGCUUUUCGGAAGGCUUUCAGGAAGACUCUGGAGUCUUUCUACCCAGAUACGCUAAAGGCUAUGUGUAAAGGAGUUGGGCUGUCUUUUUAUGGCUUGAAUGACGCUGUUGACGUCCUUGCAGAGUUGCGAGUGACCUACUGUUACAGAAAGAAGGAUGCAGGUUCGACGUCAUCUAAAGGAACGGAAGAUGAGCAGAUGAGGGGGGAGAUUCAAGAUCCCCAGGUUGAAUCAGACGUAUAAUUCAGAAUCAUGGAAACUUCUUUUGGAAUUCUUUGAGUGUCGCCUUUGGUGUA